This is a messenger RNA of Phanerochaete carnosa HHB-10118-sp, 809 nucleotides long. RefSeq lists its product as uncharacterized. Gene Ontology annotation, biological process: regulation of barbed-end actin filament capping. Bases 88 to 591 code for a protein of 167 amino acids. The record is from RefSeq and is a predicted model, not a curated record. Gene Ontology annotation, cellular component: nucleus; cytoplasm. NCBI's taxonomy places the organism in Eukaryota, Fungi, Basidiomycota, Agaricomycetes, Polyporales, Phanerochaetaceae. Gene Ontology annotation, molecular function: protein binding. The transcript is spliced from 7 exons.
UCGCAGCUCUUGACUACAUCCACCGUGUCCAUCUUCCUUCGGAACAUCCCCAGCCUAGCACAAUCCUGAGCGAUACUCGAAGCUAUCAUGUCUGAAGAAGUGAAGGGCGCCAGCAACAACGAACUCCUUCUCGCCGCUGCGCGCGAUGACAACGAGGACAUGCUGCUCGAGCUCUUCGAUGAAGGCGAUCUUGACGUCAACUUCCAGGACGGUCUAGGAAACACUGCUCUGCACUACGCCGCCUCGCUGGGCAAUAUUGACGUGCUCGAACACAUCCUCUCACACGAUGAAUGCGACGUGGACCCGAUCAACCGCAUAGAGCGUGCAACGCCGUUGCAUCUUGCCAUGAAGAUCCAGGACCCAGAGCUGCGGAGGUCGGUCGUGGAGAGCCUGCUCGACGCUGGUGCAGACACCUUUAUCAAAGACAAGAAUGGCGAAACGGCUGUGGACCUGAUCCCCUCGGACGACAAGGAGACGCCCGCGCUCAUCCGGAAGGCUCGUGCGCAGGCUACUCGGGCUCAGGAGGAUGUAGUCGAUGACGAUGACGAUGACGAGCCUGGAUCAGGAUCCGGCUCUGAAGAGGAAGAAUAGACGGAAAACAAGAUAACGGACGGAAAGUAAUAUAAUAUCUGUAGAUUGUUCGCGAAUCCAGGCGGUCAUCAUCAUCAACACUUGACAACGAAAUGACAAUGUAACACACUAUCCCGCACAUACAUUGCUCUCCAUGAUUGUCUUCGCCGAGCUGUCGCUAUGCCUUGCGUCUCAGACAUCGCGAGUAAUGCAACGUAGCCGCGACUUGCGGCCCAGCU